Miscanthus lutarioriparius is the source of this 276-nucleotide messenger RNA. The record is from the annotation of a GenBank genome assembly. Lineage: Eukaryota; Viridiplantae; Streptophyta; Magnoliopsida; Poales; Poaceae.
AUGUUCCGUGGGAAGAUGAGCACCAAGGAGGUGGACGAGCAGAUGCUGAAUGUGCAGAACAAGAACUCGUCCUACUUCGUGGAGUGGAUCCUGAACAACGUGAAGUCGAGCGUGUGCGACAUCCCUCCCAAGGGCCUGAAGAUGGCGUCCACAUUCAUCGGCAACUCCACCUCGAUCCAGGAGAUGUUUAGGCGUGUGAGCGAGCAGUUCACAGCAAGCACAAUAAUUUGCACCGUGUAUUGUCAUGGAAUAUUUGUUAUAAUCUGGUAUAAAUAA